Molecule: messenger RNA, 2949 nt
Organism: Silurus meridionalis
Lineage: Eukaryota; Metazoa; Chordata; Actinopteri; Siluriformes; Siluridae
Gene: nr4a1
Product: nuclear receptor subfamily 4, group A, member 1
Exons: 7
Coding region: 155-1867 (570 amino acids)
Biological process (GO): regulation of transcription by RNA polymerase II; cellular response to corticotropin-releasing hormone stimulus
Cellular component (GO): transcription regulator complex; nucleus
Molecular function (GO): RNA polymerase II cis-regulatory region sequence-specific DNA binding; nuclear glucocorticoid receptor binding; nuclear receptor activity
Source: RefSeq, a predicted model, not a curated record
GGUCCCCCGGAUAAAUAUCCCGAGCGGACCCGGGCGGCCCGACGCGUCCGUCUCAGAGCCGGGCAGAGCGCGCGCAGAGCAGCGGCGGUGGUGGUGAUGCGCGAGCUUCGUUCGCACUACGGACAUUUACACUGAGUCGCAAGAAGAAGCAGACAUGACUUGUGUUCAAAGCCAACAUGGAAUCCAGCCUUAUGAGAGCAUUCUCUUCAGCUCAGAGCUUAUGAACCCUGACUUCACCUCCAGGUUGGCCAUGGACGUGAGCGAACAGCGCGAGCAGCUCUCCACCUCCUCUCUGCCAAGCAUCACAUCUCUGGUGGGAGGCUACGGGGGAGAAUUCGAUGCCUACUCCUGUCAGCUUUCUAGUGCUUCUGCAACUGCUUCAACCUGCAUCGGCGCCACGUCAGGACAGGACUUCUUCAAGCUGGACGACCUACAGGUUCACGGCUGCUAUCCCGGCAUGUUUACCUUGAGCUACAUGGAUGAUGCGCUGUCUACAUCAGGUGGCUCGAACUGUUUCGGCAGCCCCGUCUCGGCUCCUUCACCCUCGACCCCAGGUUUCCAGUCAGUGCCUUCCUGGGAUGGAGCGUAUGGGUCCUGCUCUCCUGAUGCAAGCUGCUGGGGUUCAGAGAAGACUCCUCUUCCUCAGGCCUCUUCCUUUUUUACUUUCGGACCUUUCUCAGGAGAGGACAUGUCUCCUCUGGGGCAGAUGCAGCAACAUCAGCUUCCUGAUCAAGAUCCAUUUUCCCAAAGCCAUCAGAACAGCUUCAGUCCACUCAGGUUGGAUCCCAGCAGCAGGGACAGUUCGGUUUUGGUGGACAAUCAGCUGUCCCCCAAACUCAAGAGUCCAACGGGAAACGAAGGGUGUUGUGCGGUGUGUGGGGACAACGCCUCCUGCCAGCACUAUGGAGUGCGCACCUGCGAGGGCUGCAAGGGCUUCUUUAAGCGUACAGUACAGAAAAAUUCCAAGUAUGUAUGCCUAGCUAAUAAACAAUGCCCAGUGGACAAGCGACGACGGAACAGGUGCCAGUUCUGUCGCUUUCAGAAGUGCCUGGCAGUGGGAAUGGUGAAAGAAGUCGUAAGGACAGACAGCCUAAAGGGCAGAAGGGGUCGGUUGCCUUCUAAACCCAAACCAGUCACAGAAUCAGUGUUCCCUGGGAACAUCAUCACCUCCCUUGUGAAUGCUCACAUGGAAUUCAACCCAGACGCAACAAAACUGGACUACACAAGGUAUCAGCAGACCAUGGUUAGCAUGUCUGAAAAAGAGGACGCCCAUGACAUCCAGCAGUUUUACGACCUGCUGACCGGCUCCAUGAGCGUGAUCAGGAAGUGGGCCGAAAGCAUCCCAGGAUUCACCACGUUCUCAAAGGAGGAUCAGGACUUGCUUUUCGAAUCAGCCUUUGUCGAGCUCUUCAUAUUACGACUGGCUUACAGAUUGCAGCCCGAUACGGACAAACUGAUCUUCUGCAACGGGGUGGUCCUUCACCGCACGCAGUGUGUGCGUGGAUUCGGCGAGUGGAUCGACUCCAUUAUGAAGUUCUCACAGAGUUUGCAUCGUCUAAACUUGGACGUGGCGUCGUUCUGCUGUCUCGCCACACUAGUCAUUAUAACAGAUCGCCACGGCUUGAAGGGGCUCAAACGGGUGGAAGAUUUACAAAAUCAUCUUAUAACGUGCCUCAAAGACCACGUCACCACGAGUGUCUCCGAAUUGGCACGUCCCAACUACCUGUCCCGGCUGCUGGGGAAACUGCCUGAGCUCAGGACCCUUGGUACUCAAGGCUUUCACCGCAUCCUUUACCUUAAACUAGAAGACCUUGUCCCACCUCCUCCGAUCUUGGAGAAGAUCUUCAUGGAAACGAUGCCUUUUUAAAUCUGACUGUAAUGCUAUUUUGAGACACGGUUUUCAACACAAGAUUGUGAUGACAUGAACAAACGUGAACGUGGCAGAGAAGAUAUUUGGAAGCACUUGUCAAAGCCUGGCAGCUGUUUAUUUUAUUUCCUAUUUUUAUAAUUUUUUUAAAAAUACAAUCUUAUCAAAAGGAGAAAAAUUAUCAUUCUGGGAAAAAAACUUGCCUCAUGUUCCCCUAAUUCAGUUUUCCUACUCCGGAAUCGUGGCUUUUUUUUGUUUUUCGGAACUUAAACAACAAAAAUCUGUAAUUUUGUGCAGCUUAUCGAUUGAUACACGAUCAAUGAUACGUGGUGUGUUUGUAUGUGUGUGUUUGAGAGGAAUCACAACCUAUCACUUAAACAGUAUUAGAGCUUUAUAACUUAUAACUUGACAAUACCGAUGUCAUCAACAUCCAGACAACAUCGAUGGUGCUUUAAUAACACACCUGUGGUUUAUUUGAAAAUAAAAAGGCCAUGGACCAAAACUGAUAUUGUUUACUUGGUUGCACAAAAUGACUAAAUAAAGCCAUAUAUCUCCACAAGACUUAGGAGUACAAAAUGAAUGUGAAUGCAAUAGAAAGAAAGAGAAAAUGGGGGGAAACAAUCACUUGCUGUGCAGAAAACACAAGAUGUUUAUGCCGUCUAGACUUUUCUUCACCAGACAACAAAAGUUUACACAUCAUUCAAAUCCUGUUUGGGGAGUUUUUUUUUGCCAUACAUAUUCACAUCACUAAGCAGCGAUAAUAAUCAAUUUCCAUCCCAACAUUUCUAAAGAUGUCCAUGUUUUUUUGUUUUUUUUUUGCAAGCCAUUUUAUUCUGAGUAUUAUCACGGACUGAAGAAUUUGUUUAGUGUGCCAGCCAGACUUAUACAUAUUUGGAUGUACUGUAUGUAAAGAGAUGGCUCGAUAUUAUGCUAUAUAUUUUGUCUUUAUACUGGCAUAGUGAAAAUGUCUGGGCAUUAUGGUGUUUUUUUUAUAUAUAAUAUUUUUGAUAUUCUUAGAUGUUUGCUAUCUUUCAUUACCACUGUUGUUCAGCACUAUACAUUAAACAAAUAUGAACAAUCAA